Messenger RNA from Phanerochaete carnosa HHB-10118-sp, 1997 nucleotides. RefSeq lists its product as uncharacterized. The record is from RefSeq and is a predicted model, not a curated record. The coding region runs from base 103 to 828 and encodes 241 amino acids. The transcript has 6 exons. NCBI's taxonomy places the organism in Eukaryota, Fungi, Basidiomycota, Agaricomycetes, Polyporales, Phanerochaetaceae.
GUUUGUAUAUAUCUCUGAGUAUCUCAGAUUGACGUGCCACCCCCGCCCAGUCCGAGCCUACAUUUACCACCGAAAUCCUCGCCGCUGCAAAUCCUCGCUGCUAUGCAAUCCCUCUCCGUCCCAGACUUAAUCAAGAUAGCAGGCUCUUUCCCCCUUGGUGGAGCUGGGGGUGCAGCAGUUGCGUCCGUUGCCUCCCUUUCUCUCGUCGUCGUCUUGCUCGUCAGCAACCGGUUGUACCGCCGAAAGGUAGCGGAGGCCACCAACAGUACCACCACGUCUGCGAUCAGUUCCCCUGCUAUCGACAUUGCGCGCUAUGGUGUUCUCCUCAGACAAUAUAACGAGCGUUGUGUGUAUAACAUACUCGUGUCCCUCGGUGUCAUCUACGCCGUUUGCUUCCAUAUCCAAGUCCAGACCGAUGUCCCCAGGCAUGGCAUCCUUGGGGCCCUCGCCAUUGUCAGCAUGACGAAUGCCAUGGCAGGGCUGUACCUCAGCGUGCUCUUCAGCGAUAUACUCAUGGACGUCGUGCGUUCUAAUACGAGCGUACUUGCUUUGGCUGGCGCUGCCGAAUCCCUCAACUUGGCGACCCUCCUUGCCACACCAUUUGGUUGGACGUGCAGCGCAACCCUGAGCUUUGUUCUGUACCGCGCCGCCGCGGCUACUGCUUGGAUCUUCGGCUCUCGCGAGCCAAACCCUAGUGACGAACGCUACAUUGCCACCACCAUCACGCUCUAUGUUUUGCUCGUCAUUGUCCACUCCACUGUCUCAGCGAGGGUCUUUGUUCGACUCAAGGACCACGAUGUGGCAAUUAAGGAGAAACCGGGCUCUUAGCACGGACGCGUUUUACAUCUUGGUAACAAUUCGACGGAUUUGCAUUCUCGGAACUCUCUCUUCGUCAUUUUUUUUGUCUGUGACCUUGAUAUGUAGUUAGUGUUCAACUUUUGGCACCCACUUCUCUAACAGUCCCCCAUAGGCGCAAUUUAUUAGAUGUCAGUAUUUGUGUGUACACUUCAACAGAUACUAGUAGUAUGAAGGACAUAUUCAUCGUGUGACUGGGUGUAUCUAUCAGCAGUCGUUUCAAAAACGCAGCAGUCGCACUCAUUUGCGCUAGAGCUUGCUGCCGACAGCCCCGCGAGCUGUCGCUGCCACUCCGAGUCAACUAACAAGCAAUAAACGUAUGUAUCGGCAAGCAAGCAGAAGCGCAAUAAGUCGUGUCUGUAUACUCCAAAGUCCGUUGGAACGGCCAUACCAACUGUCAGGCUCAGUAAGGCCGUUCCGGAGUAUACUAUCUAUCCGUUCGGAUAUCCACAAACAUAAUUAUGGAGCCUAUAUUGAGUCAUCCCAAUGUGAGACACAUCUUCGCUACUGAGCUGAUUUGAACGGCGGACAAAGCCAGAGCGCUGCCAACGAUUGCCAGCUCGUACGUGUUGUAUGGGACCGCUUCAGCACUAGUCGCCGUGAAAAGAGACCCGGAGAGUACAAUCAAGAAUAAGAGGACAGAGCUAGCGAUUAAUACUAUGGGAGGGAUGGCGGUGACAGCCCGCUUUGACCACUGGAGAUGGACGGCCUGGAGGAUGUGAGCGAGGCCCUAAAGGAAAGGCUGCGGGCACGAAUACCUGCGCAAACCGUUCGCUGCGUCCCCUGGUGUCCCGGUGCAAGAGCUUAAGGCGCAUGCGCAAGGCUAAGGAGGUCAGCAGGCCCACGACGUCAAUCAAGCACGCCAAGUGGCCAGUCGUUCGCAAGACAGGGGUGAAUGCAAUGCUUCUCAGCGCAGUGAUUGAGUAGAUUGGGCUGAGAAGCAGGCCAGUAACGAGAAUACUGGUGUCAAGUUGGUCGGAGAGCACGUCCGCUUGGUUACUAGACCAACGGAAGCUCUCGCCCGUGUCCUGAGGGGUAGUGCUUAUGGGCAGGGAGAAAUGGCCAGAAUUCUUGUCGCAGAAAUGGUUAACGCAUCGAUUUGCAGCGAAUUUAUGCGACAUGAGAGAGCAGUGAAGCUAGAU